Molecule: messenger RNA, 661 nt
Organism: Rotaria sp. Silwood2
Lineage: Eukaryota; Metazoa; Rotifera; Eurotatoria; Philodinida; Philodinidae
Source: the annotation of a GenBank genome assembly
UGUCGGUAUAUUUUACUAAGGUACUUACACCGAUACUCACACCUACACUCCACCCAUAGCCAGUGUGUGGAUGAGGGUGUGGGUGUGGGUGUGGGGUGUGAAUGUGAGUGUGGGUGGAUGUGUGUGCAGUGAAAAGAAGAUACAUCCACACCGACACCCUAUUCAGCGGGAGGAGAAAAUCCUUCCGAAAACCCCUCUACCUGCUGUGGAUAUCCCUGGUGAAAGAUGAUGGGUUUGAGUAGUAUUAGUGAACUUUGUCCAUAUGAAUAAAAACUUACGGAACUCAUCAUCAUAGAAAAAUGCAUAUGUCGAUUUAAAUCUAUUAAUAGUGACAUUAUAUGGUUUACUUUCGGAAUAUGAUUUUUGGGAUGCCCUAUAUAUUUUGUUUGUAAAAAUUAAAAUUAGAAUUUUUUUAGGCAGUCGUGAUGAAGGUCAAUGGUCCGACCCGAAGGUUGAACCGAUUUGGAUCACAGCAACGAAACAGGCUAUAAAAUCGUCAGUACUCUUCUGGCCUGCAUGUCAUAAUGAAUUUAAUGGUAUUCGACUACUUAUCUACAGUUGGCCAUACAUGGACGCUAUAGCAUUUCGUGAGAAAAUUGACAAUGCCGUGUCUUAUUUUCGUGAGCUUCCUAUUCAACUUGUUUUACUCUAUCAUGAGUGA